Molecule: messenger RNA, 1563 nt
Organism: Tarenaya hassleriana
Lineage: Eukaryota; Viridiplantae; Streptophyta; Magnoliopsida; Brassicales; Cleomaceae
Exons: 10
Coding region: 250-1338 (362 amino acids)
Source: RefSeq, a predicted model, not a curated record
UCACCUUUUUGACUCGAUAACGCAGCAGAAGCAAAGCAUUUAUUUUCCUUUACUUUGGAUCCAUUAAUUAAUUGAUUAAUUUUUUAUUGAAAAAAUCAAAAUUGAUGAACGGAUAAACGAGUUCGCGUAUAAUUGAAGGACCGAUUUCUCUAGAGCGUUACAGUGAGAUCAAUCAAUGGAGUUUCUGGUUCUGAAUUAGGGUUUAUUCAGAGAACGCAUGCGUUGUUGAGUUUCAGGAGCUUGAGAAAAAUGGAGAAAGCUCCUUCGACGUCGCGCAGCUAUGCUUAUAUGGAAGCUCUAUCGCAAGAGAUAAAGAAGAAGCUUGCACGGGCACUUGCUUCUUCAACACAGAGACGCAAAUUGUUGCAGGAUCUAUUUGCUGACAUAGCUCUAGAAGUCGAUGAACGUGCCAAAGAUGCUAUCCUUUGCAGGGGCGAGGAUGGAAUAUCUUCUGUUGAGGCAGAUGCUGAUGGCCCAUUAUGUUUCUUCGAUGUCCUUGCUGAUUACUAUGUGAAGGUGCCCGAAAGUGGAAAAGAUAUACUCGAGUCGAUGUUGCAGCUUUGGAGCCAGUCGUUUGCAUCGCACAUUUUCUAUCUGCUGUUCCAUAAAUGGUUGUUUGAGGUUCAGCUCGACAAUCAAGAAAUACUCCUGCGCUAUUCUUCUGCUCUUGUCCAGGGAGCAGCAAGUGUAUUCUGGAUUGACAUCCAGACAAAUGCAUGGCGUUUCCAAACUCUCUUUCGGUAUCUCCUUGAGAAAGUUGCUUUGGAGCCUUCCCGACUCAACAAAAUUCCCAUUCAGGCUCAGAGGGAUCUGUAUUUCUUGCUCUCAAGGUUCAUUUUAUUUUACAAUUCAGUUGACAAACUUGAGAGUUUCUUGGGGCACUUUCCUGAGUUUCCAAAUACUUUCUUGGUUGGAGGGCCAGCAGAUUUUUUUGUUAUCGAACUCGCUGACCAGCUGCAAAAGUUAAAGGUGGAGCCGGUGCUGCUACAUUAUCUCUCUCAGAUGAAGGUUCUUCGUAUGGAACUGAGAUUGACGACAAGUACGAGGUUGAAAACAUGUUUGUACAGCUUUGCCUCCCCUGGAGGUCCGAUGUACCCCACGAGAGCUGUUCGUCAUGCAGCAUGGGCUACAUUGGAUUCUCUUUAUCCUGUGAGUGUGUUCUUAUUAAAAAAGCAUCUUUGGCCACACACACACACACACACAGAUAGAUAUGCCUUUGAAGUUCACCUAAAUUCCAUCUUACAGUAUUAUCCAUGUCGCCUACAGUUGGUCUCUGUCCUCUGUCUAGCAUUUGCUGAUGCGUCCUUUCUUUUAGUAGGUUGGGCAAAAGAAACAUGAACAUCGGGUACCUAACAUUAUAUAUUAUAUAUAAAGAUGACAUAGAAAGGCAAUGUGAGCUAAGGAAAAUCCAAUUAUCGGAUCCAAGUACACUUCUGAUAUGUGUUUCAAAAAACAUCGGAAUUUUGUAGUUAAACUUGGAUACGGUAACUGAUGGAUAUCCAAAAUUAUCUUGGUACCCCGUUAUUUGGGCACCCGACCAAAAGGGAUCUAAGUAAUUCUCGU